Messenger RNA from Puccinia triticina, 1308 nucleotides. RefSeq lists its product as uncharacterized. The record is from RefSeq and is a predicted model, not a curated record. The transcript is spliced from 3 exons. NCBI's taxonomy places the organism in Eukaryota, Fungi, Basidiomycota, Pucciniomycetes, Pucciniales, Pucciniaceae. Bases 1 to 1308 code for a protein of 435 amino acids.
AUGUCAACAAUCUGCGCGGAUACGUCGUCGUCGGUCGGAACGAAUAUUCCACAUGAUCAAGUCAAGGCGGCUGGAAGCAGUUUUGAGCGCACGCAUGAUGGUGUGAGCUUGGAAUCCUCGGACGAAGAAGACCCGGAAGACUUGGACGAGCAAUGGGACGAUUGGGUUGAGGACGAAAGCACCCCCACAUUUACUUUGAUCCACCCUUCAGUCACAGCGCCAUCUGUUGAGGCCGCCCUUGAACACGACCGCAACACGCAUGGCUUUUGCCUUAGAUCACUCAUCGAAAAACUGAAGCUCGACGCUCUCGGUAGGAUAAAACUAAUAAAUUGGAUUCGUGCCGGGCCCUCGAAUAGUCGGACAAAGGCAGAAUUAGAAAACCUGACUGAAGAUACUGAUUGGUUGCAUCAAGAUUCUGAAGAAUGGCUGAUCCCAAGCUUACCUGACGAUGAGAUGCUACGAUUCGAUUUUGAUGAAGAAUUCCAUCUCGAUGAGUCAAGCCGAGAGGCGCCCCCUGCAGUAUCCGAGCAGUCCGAUCAGUGUCUUGACCUCAACCAACGCCUACUUGCAACACAACAAGAGUUAGAAAAGCUAAGAACUGUCGCGAACCGUACCAUACAUGAAGAUCCGGAUGUAAACCUAUUGAACUCCUCGCGCACCAAUCGGUGGUAUAAAUUACUGCCCUCCAGUGAUGUUGAUGGACUCUCUCAAGGGAGAACUACGGCUGUUGUUGUGGGUUCGGCGUCAUCAGACGAAGAAGACCAGGAUGACUUAGAUGAGCAAUGGGACGAUUGGGUCGAGGACGAAAGCACCCCUACAUGCACUUUGAUUCAUCCCUCGGUCACAACCCCCUCUGUCGAGGCCGCCCUCGAACACGACUUCAAGACUCAUGGGUUUUGUUUUAGAUCACUGAUCAAGAAACUCAAGCUCGACGCUAUCGGUCGAAUAAAACUGAUCAAUUGGAUUCGUGCCGGGCCCUAUAACAGUCGGACAAAGGCAGAGUUGGAAAACCUGACUGGAGACGUGGAGUGGCUGCGUCAAGACUCUGAACAAUGGCUGGUUCCAAGCUUACCCGACGAUGGAAUGUUACAGUAUGACUUUGAUGAAGAGCCUCACUUGGAUGGAACAAACACAAAGAACCCGAUGGUUAGCGGCCCCCUUGGAGCCGAACGAUCCAAUUGUCCAAUUGAACUCAACCAGCGUCUACUUGCAACCCAAAGGGAACUGGAAAGCCUGAGAGCUCUCGUCAACCGUACCAUAAACGACGACACCGAUUCAAAACCAUCACAUCAUUGGUCGAAUAAGUGA